Messenger RNA from Dentiscutata erythropus, 2337 nucleotides. The record is from the annotation of a GenBank genome assembly. Lineage: Eukaryota; Fungi; Glomeromycota; Glomeromycetes; Diversisporales; Gigasporaceae.
AUGCAGAAUCAACCACGAAAAGCUCCGACUUUGGAGAUCGCUCGAAGGCCAAAAGAGCCAUCGACGACAGGUGAAAUUAUUGAGAUAGAAACAAAUUUUAGACGAGUUAAAUUCAAUUAUCCUAAAAUUUACAGCUACACUUUCGAAGUUUUGACUCAAGGAAGAAAGGCGAAAAAAGAUGAAAUAUAUAAAGUUUUUCGUAAUUUAUAUGAGAACAAACAAUUUGGUCCGAACGCUUUCCCUGUGUAUGAUGAAACUAUGAUUUACUCCUCCGUCGAAUGCGGUAAUCAAAAGCGUUUAAAUACCAGUGUAGAUGGAAAACAAUACAUUGCUACCCUUAAAUAUAGUGCCGAGAUCGAUUUUAAUUUAUUAAAAAAUUAUAUUGAACAAGAAAAUUGUGAAAUUCUGAAUAGUAAACUUCUAAAUCUCUUACGAGUGCUUAAUAUAUAUCUUAAUUCUGACGUUCGUUCAAGAAACUUAACUCUCGGCAGGAGAACCUUUCCAAUCCCCGAUAAACCACAAUAUUUAUAUGGUGGGCCUGAACUUAUGCUUGGAUUCUAUCAAAGCAUUCGUAUAGGAUGGAAUCAUUUACUUGUCAAUCAUGAUGUAUGCGCUACGACAUAUUAUCCAUCGGGAAAGUUGAUUAAUUUACUUAAUAUAAUUCUCUCUCAUGUAAACUUACGUAAAGGGCUUUAUGAAAAUGAUAUUCAAUAUCUCAGGCGAUUUUUAAAAAAUUUAAAAUUUACCACCACUUAUUCCAAAUCUGAAAAUACAAUUACCGAUAUUUCUUCACAAUCGGCCGAUAAAAUAACUUUUAACAAAGAUGGUGUGCAAACUAGUAUUAAAAAAUAUUAUGCAGAAUCAGAUUUACCAUUGGAAUAUCCAAACCUUCCGUGUAUUGUGGUUAAAAAAGGGAAUCGUACUAAAUUCUUUCCUUUAGAAGUUUGUGUGUUAUCUCGUGGUCAAAAACAUAAGACUGAUGAUCUCAAUCAACUUCAACAAGAGGAUAUGAUUAAAAAGACUGUGAUUGGGCCAAAAGAGAGAUUUGAUAAAAUAGAUAAAGGUAUUCAAAAAGAAUACAGACAUGGAAGCGACAAAAGGUUAAAAUCUAUUUCAUUUGAUGUUGAAAACAGUGGAUUCUUGAAAAUCAAAGCAAGAAGACUCCCUUCACCGGAAAUAAUUAUUAAUAAUAAACAAAUUACUACUGAAAAGGGUGAAUGGGAUGCACCUAAAUUUAAUGAGAGUGCCGGUUUAUAUAACUGGUCCGUGGUUUGCUUUGAUCUAGAAUUAAAAAGUUCCGCAAUUGAAUCUGCAAUCAGACUUUUGAAGGAAGUAUUAAUUUCAAAGGGUUUAAAUGUACCACAUAUGCCAAAGAUCUCACUGCAUAAUUGCCAAGAUUAUAAAAAAGCUAUAGUGAAAGCCGCUCAAGAUGCUAUAAUUGAUUCUUCAAAACCAACCCAAUUGAUUAUAUGUAUUAUUCCAAAAAAGCAACAAGAAGAAGAUUGUUUAUACGCAAAAAUAAAGAGGAUUUGCUAUUUAGAAUUAGGCAUUAUGAACCAAUGCGUUCUUACUAAGUGUCUUAAAGAAAAUCGUAGAUUAAGACAAGUUUUUAACAACAUGGCUUUAAAAAUAAAUGGUAAACUCCAAGGCAAAAAUUCUCGUUUGGCCGAUGGAUUACUUGAUUUCAAGGCAGAAAGAGCUCAUAUGGUAUUCGCUGCUGAUGUUUAUCAUCCAAGCAAAGAAGAUAAGAAAAAAGGCCGACCUAGUGUUCCUGCAGUUUGUGGUUCAAUGAAUGACAACCUAACAGAAUAUUCCUGCCGUUAUCGUAUGAAUGAAAAGUUAAGACACGACGUUGACAUUAUAGAGAACCUUAAUGAAAUGGUUUUGGAAUUAUUUGAACAACGUAAAGUUAAAGGAAGUCCACUUCCAGACCAAAUCAUCUUCUAUCGAGAUGGCGUUGGAGAAACGCAGUUCGAAACCGUUAUAACAGAUGAAUUGGAACCCUUACUUGUGGCUCUUGAAAAGUAUUACAAAUCUGAAAAUCUGCCACCACCAAAGUUAACAUUUAUGAUUAUACAAAAACGACAUCAUGCCAGAUUUAAACUACUCAAUGGCGAGAAUUGUAAGCAUGGUACUAUAGUCGAUACUGAGAUCGUCAUGAGUCAAGAGUUUAGUUUCUAUUUACAAUCUCAUGUUAGUCAGCUUGGAACUGCUCGUUCUGCAUUUUAUCAUGUGAUUCUAAAUCAGGGAAAUUUUUCUGCUUCUGAGAUUUAUAAUUUGACUUUUAGGCUCUGCUUUUUAUCUUCCAGUUCAAGACGGAAAAUGGCACCGUGCUGA